Molecule: messenger RNA, 1479 nt
Organism: Penicillium samsonianum
Lineage: Eukaryota; Fungi; Ascomycota; Eurotiomycetes; Eurotiales; Aspergillaceae
Exons: 6
Coding region: 1-1479 (492 amino acids)
Biological process (GO): transmembrane transport
Cellular component (GO): membrane
Molecular function (GO): transmembrane transporter activity
Source: RefSeq, a predicted model, not a curated record
AUGCCUAUCAAAGGCAUAGAAUCGGAGAAAGUUGAAGAAUUCAUUGAGGAUAUUGAUGGUGCCCUUGCUGAGCAGGGAGUUGCGAUCCCAACCGAUUCCAAAAAUGUCGAAGAGUUCACCGAGGACGAACAGAAGAGGAUCAUUCAUAAGGUCGACCGUCGACUUGUGACUGGGUUAGGGCUUCUCAUGGGCAUGUGUCUUAUGGACAGAACCAACCUUGGCUCAACUUCCAUUGCUGGAAUGUCCGAGGACCUUGGUCUAAAGAGCGGCUCAAAAUAUUCACUUGUGCUUUUGAUAUUUUUUAUACCUUAUGUGCUGGUGCAAUUGCCGGUUAAUGCCAUUGCGCAAAAUAUCAGCCCUAGAAAUUUCUCCUGUGGCGUCACACUGUGCUGGGGUGUCCUGAUGGUGGGGGCGGCAUUCGUCGACAAAUGGUGGCACCUCUUGAUUAUUCGGGCCUUACUCGGGGCUUUUGAAUCGAGUCUGUUUGCAGCACUCCUUCCUCUGUUAUCUUCUUGGUAUACCCGAUACGAUGUGCAUAAGCGGUUCUCGAUCAGCUUUUUCAUAAGCUGUCUGAUAGCCGCCCUCGGACCAGUUCUGGCUUGUGGCUUCAUGCAAAUGGAUGGGUUGAGUGGCCUUGCUGGCUGGAGAUACAUAUUUUUAAUGGAAGGGGUCCUCAAUUUUGCUGCUGCCAUCAUCGGUUGGCUAUUGCUUGUUGAGUAUCCCCUAGGCUCUCACAAAUGCUGGAAGUUUUUGACAGAGAAAGAGGAGGCAUUCAUCAUCCGCCACAUAGAUGCUGACCGAGCGGAUGCUGCUGAACAAAUCAAGUUUAACAUUCGUGAUUUCUUACGUCCCGCCAAAGAUUGGAAAGUCUUUACUUACCCUCUUAUGUUUCUACUGUCGACUUGCGUUUCUUACUCCAUUGCAUUUUUCUUGCCUAUUAUUCUUGAAUCUAAAUUGAAGUAUGGAGUGAUCGCGGCACAAGGAUUGUCCACUCCCCCAUAUGUCGUGGCAGGUAUCUGGAUGUACUUUACUGCCUGGCUCGGCGACAAAUACCACCUCCGUGGACCCCUCGUUAUAUGUAAUUGUCUUAUGUCCAUUGUUGGUCUGUCCCUUCUUGGCUGGGUUGAAUCUCCAGGAGUGCAAUACUUUGGGGUGAUUCUUGUCACUGCAGGUAGCAACGCAAAUGUUCCAUCGAACUUGGCCUGGCAGGCCAAUAAUAUCCGCGGGAAAUGGAAACGCUCAUUUUGCAACGCUUUGCUAAUCAUGGGUGGUGGAAUUGGUGGGAUCGUCGGUUCUUUGGUAUUUCGUUCCCAGGACGCGCCUACGUAUCGGCCUGGAAUUGAAGCAUCUAUUGUGGCAAGUUUCAUUACCACCGCCAUUGCAAUAGUUCUGAUGAUACGAAUGCAUGCUCUUAAUAAGAUGGCCGCCACUGGAGCUAUCUUUCUGGAAGAGCUACCUGGAUUUAAAUACACGCUGUGA